UGUGGUGUGGUCUAUGAUCACGUAGUGAUUAGUUAGUAUUGAUAAUGUUAAGAUAAGUAGACGAUAGGAAUGCCUCGUACAGAAUAAGAUAUUUAAUAAGAUAGUAAUUAGUUAAGAUAAGCACGUAGCUUUUCCUUUGUAUAAAUAGCGUAGUAUAUUCAAUAAAGGUGUGCACUUCUUAGUUGGUACUGGUUGCCUUGACUAUACCUAGACAUGUAGUUCUGUUGUUUUAUUAACACGUCUACCCUCAUCAACACCUAAGGACCCUGCCUGUCGGAAGGUUGGCAAGCCCAACAUCACAUGGCGACCCUGCCAUUUGAACGGACCCUGCCAUUUGAACGGACCCUGCCAUUUGAACGGACCCUGCCAAUUGAACGGACCCUGCCAUUUGAACGGACCCUGCCAUUUGAACGGACCCUGCCAUUUGAACGGACCCUGCCAUUUGAACGGACCCUGCCAUUCGAACGGAUCUUGUGAUUCGAGCAGACCCUGCGAGACCCUGCGAGAGCGGUUGGACAAUAUCGAAACGCCAUGGGAAGCACGACGUCCAAAGAAGAAGUAAUAGUAGCCCAGACGGCAGCAGGAGGAUCAAAUGUCGCGACGGUGACGAAGGAACAAUUAGCAACGACCAACACGGUGCUGUUUUUUAUAGCCACUUGUUUUGCGCUUUUGAUCAUUGGCGUGGUAUUUUGGUUAUACAGAAGAUGUCACCAGAACUGGAUUGAAGAGAAAAUACGACAGAGGGAGAUGCAAAAAGUAGUGCAGACGGCCUAAGGAGCAUACGAGCGACAGGAAGAUCUGAAGUCAUGGCGCCGGAUACCACGAAGGACGAACUACUCCAUACAGAACAGGAGGAAGCAGCAGCCGCCGCCGCGGCACAGGCAGAGCUGUCGGCGGCACAGGCCGAGCUGUCGGCGGCGCAGCGCGCGCGCAUCGAGCGCAACCGCCUCAAGGCGCGAGCUCUGCGCGACGCGCGCCUCGUGCAGCGCCCCCCCACCACGCUCGCCGCGCCCGACAGCGGCGGCGGCUUCCUGCCCGACGCCGACGAGCCCGAGCCGCCGCGCGCCCUACCGCCGCCGGCGCCCAUCGCGGACCCGGCGGAGCAGCCGCGGUGCCUCGACUGCGACCGCCUCUUCCCGCAGUCCUACUUAUUCGACACGUUCGGGUACAACGUGUGCGACGAGUGCAGAGACGACGAGGGCGAACACGCGCUCAUCACGCGCACCGAGGCCAAGACCGCGUAUCUGCUGAAGGACUGCGACCUGGACCUGCGGCCGCCGGCGCUGCGCUGCGUGCGGCGGCGCAACCCGCACGCGCGGCGCGGCGACAUGCGCCUGUACGUGCGCGCGCAGGUGGCGGCGCGGGCUCGCGAGGCGUGGGGCUCGGAGGCGGGGCUGGAGGCGGAGCGCGCGCGGCGGGCGGAGGCGAAGGCGCGGGCGACGCAGACGGCGACGGCGCGGCGACUGCGCGCGCUGCGCAUGGACGUGCGCUCGAGUCUGUUCGCGGGCGCGCGCGCCGCGCACGAGCACGAGUUCGGCGCCGAGCAGUACGACGCGGACGCCGACUUGUACUCGCGAGCCUGCGCUUGCGGACACGUCGAGACCUACGAAAAAAUGUAACAGUCGCACCGGAAUAAUUUUUAUACAUUUAUGUCACGGCUAAUGACCUCCAGAGGCCUGCGUCCUGUUCAAUUUAGGUACAUAAUACUUUUACCAGUCUAAGAUUUGCUAUCGUAAAACCGCAACCGCGGCAGGUGCUAGAGACGCGAGUAUCUCGCUCCUCCGGAUCGACAUGGUUCGUCACCGAGGCCGUAUGGAAAUUCAAUAGCAGUUUCGAUUCAACACAUGAGUGUUCAUGAAUAUGGCUAAUAAUAAAUGUGUGAAGUGCUCUUAGAUAGGGUGUUUUUCUAUUUCUUUUUUUGACGCAGUCGAGUUCCUUCUUUUUAAUUAAUUGAUUAGAAUUAUAAUACAAUAUAUUUCGAACGGUUUUGAUAUUCUUUUCAUUACCUAGAUAUUUAUUUAUGAUAUGUUUUUCAUUAUUGCUAAUCUGGUGUGUUAUUUAUGAUAAUAUUGAUAUUGAAAUAAAUUUCAUCAAUAUCGCCUAUUUCAAAGUAAUCGGCCUUUGCGGGCUCUUAUGAAACGUUACACUAGUUAGUUGCACGAUUUCAAAAAGUUGGUCUCAUCUCUCACUCUUCUAAAAAGGUAAUGUAAUAUGUUCAAAAGGACUUAAGGCGUUACGUAAAAUUAGCACAAUCGAGCCUCUCUAGCCUGGCCGUAAGCGUCUAUGGCGUUUGUUGUCGAUUCUCUUUCAUAACCAACUGUUUGAAAUCGUGCUUGUGCUUCUGUAUGCGUUCUUCAAUGGCCUUUAUUCUGUGCUCUGGACCCAUUAUUGAAGCUCUGUUGAAAUUGUUCGGUACAAAAGAAAAAUUAUUUGUUCAAGUGCUCAUUCCAUUUAGUUCAUAAAAAAACAUAGCUUCAAACAUAAUGAAAUAAACAAAUGCAGUUUCAAUACCAAGAUAUUUUUACAAUUCUUAAAAGUUAAAUAAACGUUAAAUCUACACAAGUGUUAGAUAGCUUUCAAGUCUUCUGGAAGAUCGUUUUUGGGAUGCUUGUUUUCAAAAUGUUGUUUGUAGGUCUUAGGGUCUGGCAUCUGCGCCUGAAACAAGUUUUAUUUUGUAAUUUGUGGUACUUUUAUCCUACAAUAAUACUUACAUAAUAAUAAUGGUGAUACAUUUGGAUGCCUUUUUUAAAAACGGUUAUUAUAAACUCCAUUAACAAAUUAAA
Messenger RNA from Helicoverpa zea (corn earworm), 2783 nucleotides. RefSeq names its product DNA repair protein complementing XP-A cells homolog (gene Xpac). Lineage: Eukaryota; Metazoa; Arthropoda; Insecta; Lepidoptera; Noctuidae. Gene Ontology annotation, cellular component: nucleotide-excision repair factor 1 complex. Gene Ontology annotation, molecular function: damaged DNA binding. Gene Ontology annotation, biological process: nucleotide-excision repair involved in interstrand cross-link repair; base-excision repair; UV-damage excision repair. The transcript has 4 exons. The record is from RefSeq and is a predicted model, not a curated record. The coding region runs from base 807 to 1619 and encodes 270 amino acids.